UCUCCGCCACCUGGGUCUUCAUCGCCACCUGGUACCGAGUGACCUUCUUUGGAGGCAGCUCUGCUUCCCCUGGCACUUUGUAGGUGGCAGCAGGUGUUCUGGGCGCUGAGAGGAGGCCCUGGACAAGACAGGACACGUCUGGCUCACGUGGCACACGCGUGGGAGGGACGCGGCUGCCAGGCACCAGGCAGUGCUCUGAAGCCCAGCCCAGCGGCACUUCAGGAGCAGGUUUAUUAACAGAAAGUGGACAGUUCAGCGUCACGCGUCUCCUCAUUCCACCCCCAAAACGUGAACCUCACCAGCUCCCCACACCCCCACUGGCCCUUACUGACUGCCGUCCUCCCGCCAGACUUUCCCACCGCCCUCCUCCGUGGCCGCCUGCCGUCAUGUCUUCAGUGCGCUAGUGCUUGCCUUUGCCCCCCUGAGCAGGGCACGAGUCCUCGGGUGGGAGUGUUCGCGUGAGUGAGCUCGGGCGCCGUGUGGGCUCCCGUCUUUUUCAACGACUGCAGAUCAGCCCAGUGCCAGACAGUGCCUGAAACUGGUUUCACCUGCACGGCGGGCUGGACAGCGCAGUGCAGGUGCCUGCAGGGCACACCGUGCAGCCGGGGCUGCUGUGGUCACCACCGUGCCCGGCUCGCGUCUCCAGAAGGGAGCUGCUGCCUGCAGAGGCCCAGGCCUCCUCCCAAGCGUGCACAUUCGCCCUGGCACGGCCACAGUUAGAAGAGCCUGUUUCCUUGCACCCAGCUGUCAUUUCCUUCCCUGCCGACUACCUAGGCAGCAAAAGGAAGGCUGUGUGUCUUUAACCUCACGCGCCUUUGAUCUCUGGUGACAGCGGUUUGUCCCGGUGUCUCUGGCCGGCGGGCCUCUGCUGUGACGUGUCUGUGCACAGCCGUGGCCAGCGCCUCAGUCAGACUUUUGCUCUUUAUCCAGUUGAUCCGUAGAAGUUCUUCUCGAGUUAAGGAUAGCGAUAGUUUUAUCUUCUAUAUAUGCUAAAAAUAUGAUUUUCACUUUGCUGUUUGCUAUUCCAGUUGAGCAGACAUUUGGCAUUUUUUUAAUAUUCAGAAAUUUUUGGAGUCAAAUGCAUACAUCUCCCUUUGGGUUUUGUUGUUGACACGCAAAGGUCCAGUCUCUUUCCCGAGCUGCACGCAUUGGCUGCGUUUUCUGCUGGGACUUCUGUGGUCUCUCAUUGAAACCUUACUCGGUUUGGGAUUUGUUUGCAUGUGUGGUGUAAGGCAGGGCUCUUAUCUAAUUCUUUUCAGAGAGUUUUCUAUUUGUGCCAAGAUCAUUUCAUAAGCAAUCCCAGUCCUUUGCCCCAAGCUGAUGCUGCGUGUCUUGUGUACACACUGACCCACCAGUAUUCUCAUGGAAUAGAAUUCUGUGAAAACCUUAAAACCUAAUUAUUAAAAAUGCUUUUCCUUGGUUCCUCUUUUAUCUUUCCUCUUUCUCUUUUUAUGUUUUUAUUUCACGCAGAAGAUUCUAUGGAUUUGGCGGAAUGAACCCUAACCCUCCAAGCCCUGGCGGGCAGGGACAGUGUCUGCCCCUCCUCGGGCCCCGCUCACUUGCUGGGCACCAGUGUGGGGCGGGGGUGGGGACAGGGCCAGUGCGGGUCAUAGGCCCUGGGAUGCAGAGGACGGGGCCAUCAGGGCCCGCCCUGGCUGACUGUCCAGUGGGGGAGGCAGACAUUGAGCGAGUCAAGGGCUCAUGGAUGAUGACACUGUGCAGGGACGGCGGACAGGGCAGGGCCGUGUGGGACGGGGCAGGACCCUGCUCAGCCCCUCUCCUCGGCAGGUCAACACGUUCCAGACCGUGCUCAUCACCGACGGCAAGUUCUCCUUCACCAUCUUCAACUACGAGUCCAUCUCGUGGACCACGGGCACGCACGCCAGCAGCGGGGGCAAUGCCACUGGCCUGGGGGGCAUCGCAGCCCAGGCCGGCUUCAAUGCGGGCGACGGGCGGCGCUACUUCAGCAUCCCCGGCUCCCGCACGGCGGACGUGGCCGAGGUGGAGACCACCACCAACGUGGGCGUGCCCGGGCGCUGGGCGUUCAGAAUCGAUGAUGCCCAGGUGCGCGUGGGGGGCUGCGGCCAUACAACCUCCGUGUGCCUGGCUCUGCGCCCGUGCCUCAACGGCGGCAAGUGCAUCGACGACUGCGUCACAGGCAACCCCUCCUACACCUGCUCCUGCCUGUCGGGCUUCACAGGGCGGAGGUGCCACCUGGAUGUGAACGAGUGCGCGUCCCAGCCGUGCCAGAACGGCGGCACCUGCACCCACGGCGUCAACAGCUUCAGCUGCCGCUGCCCGGCCGGCUUCGGGGGACCCACCUGUGAGACAGCCCAAUCCCCCUGUGACACCAAAGAGUGUCAAAACGGCGGCCAGUGCCAGGCAGAGAGCGGCUCUGCGGUGUGCGUGUGCCUGGCUGGGUACACGGGGGCAGCCUGCGAGACGGAGGUGGACGAGUGCAGCUCUAGCCCCUGCCUCAACGGAGGCUCCUGUGUGGACCUCGUGGGGAAUUACACCUGCGUGUGUGCGGAGCCCUUCGAGGGACCUCACUGUGAGACAGGAAGCCACCCCGAGCCUGACGCCUGCCUCUCGGCGCCCUGCCAGAACGGGGGCACCUGUGUGGACGCAGACCAGGGCUACGUGUGCGAGUGCCCUGAGGGCUUCAUGGGCCAGGACUGCAGGGAGAGAACCCCCAGCCACUGUGAGUGCCGCAACGGGGGCCGAUGCCUGGGCACCAAUGCCACCCUCUGCCAGUGCCCCCCGGGCUUCUUCGGGCUCUUCUGUGAAUUCGAAGUCACAGCCAUGCCCUGCAACAUGAACACGCAGUGCCCGGACGGGGGCUACUGCAUGGAGUACGGGGGCAGCUACCUCUGCGUCUGCCACACCGACCACAACGCCAGUCACUCCCUGCCGUCGCCCUGCGACUCGGACCCCUGCUUCAACGGAGGCUCCUGCGACACCCAGGAUGACUCCUACACGUGCUCGUGCCCGCGAGGCUUCCACGGCAAGCACUGCGAGAAAGCCCGGCCACACCUGUGCAGCUCAGGGCCCUGCCGCAACGGUGGCACGUGCAAGGAGGCGGCCGGCGAGUACCACUGCAGCUGCCCCUACCGCUUCACCGGGAGGCACUGCGAGAUCGGAAAGCCAGACUCGUGCGCCUCCGGCCCCUGCCACAACGGCGGCACCUGCUUCCACUACAUCGGCAAAUAUAAGUGUGACUGUCCCCCAGGCUUCUCCGGACGGCACUGCGAGAUAGCCCCCUCCCCCUGCUUCCGCAGCCCGUGCGUGAACGGGGGCACCUGCGAGGACCUGGGCACGGACUUCUCCUGCCACUGCCACGCGGGGUACACGGGACGCCGGUGCCAGGCAGAGGUGGACUGCGGCCCCCCAGAGGAGGUGAAGCAUGCCACGCUGCGCUUCAACGGCACCCGGCCAGGCUCGGUGGCCCUGUAUGCGUGCGACCACGGCUACAGGCUGAGCACCCCCAGCCACAUGCGGAUCUGCCAGCCUCGGGGUGUUUGGAGUGAGCCUCCCCAGUGCCUCGAGAAGGACGAGUGCCAGGCGCAGCCCUGCAGGAACGGGGGCUCCUGCAGGGACCUCCCAGGGGCCUACGUCUGCCAGUGCCCUGCGGGCUUUGUCGGCACCCACUGCGAAACAGAGGUGGACGCCUGCGACUCCAGCCCCUGCCGGCACGGAGGCCGGUGCGAGAACGGCGGCGGGGCCUACCUGUGCGUCUGUCCCGAGGGCUUCUUCGGCUACCACUGUGAGACAGUGAGUGACCCCUGCUUCUCCAGCCCCUGUGGGGGCCGCGGCUACUGCCUGGCCACCAAUGGGUCCCACAGCUGCACCUGCAGAGUGGGCUACACGGGCAAGGACUGCGCCAAAGAGCUGUCCCCGCCGACUGCCCUCACGGUGGAGAAGGUGGAGGAGACUGGGGUCUCCAUCUCCUGGCGCCCUCCGGACGGCCCGGCCGCCAGGCAGGCGCUCGAUGGCUACGCAGUCACCUAUGUCUCCGCGGACGGCGCCUAUCGCCGCACAGACUUCGUGGACAGGAGCCGCUCCGCGCACCAGCUGCGGGCCCUGGCGGCGGGCAGGGCCUACAACAUCUCCGUCUUCUCGGUCAAGCGCAACGCCAACAACAAGAACGACAUCAGCAGGCCGGCGGUGCUGCUCGCCCGCACGCGACCUCGCCCUGUGGAGAGCGUGGAGGUCGCCAACGUGACGGCCAGCACCAUCUCGGUGCAGUGGGCUCUGCACCGGAUCCAGCACGCCACCGUCAGCCGGGUCCGCGUGUCCCUCCACCACCCUGAGGCCUCCCAGGACCAGUCCGCCGACGUGGACAAAAGCGUGGACAGGUUCACGUUUGGGGCCCUGCUGCCAGGGAGGAGAUACACCAUCCAGGUGACCACCCUCAGCGGGCUCAGCGAAGAGGAGCAGCCCACGGAGAGCCUGGCCACCACACCAGUGCACGUGUGGACCCGGCCCCUGCCUCCUGCGAACCUGACUGCCACCCGGGUCACGGCCACCUCUGCCCACGUGGUCUGGGACGCCCCCGCACCAGGCGUCCUGCUGGAGGCCUACGUCAUCAACGUGACCACCAGCCAGAGCACCAAGAGCCGCUACGUCCCCAACGGGAAGCUGGUGUCCUACACGGUGCGCGACCUGCUGCCGGCACGGCGGUACCAGCUGUCGGUGACGGCCGUGCAGAGCGCCGAGCACGGCCAGCUGCACAGCGAGCCCGCCCACCUCUACAUCGUCACCUCCCCCGGGGACGGCGCCCACCGACGCUGGCACCAGGGAGGACACCACCCGAGGGUGCUCAGAAACAGACCGCCCCCAGCGCGCCUGCCGGAGCUGCGCCUGCUCAAUGACCCCGGUGCCCCCGAGAUGCCGACCCAGCCGCCCAGGUUCUCAGAGCUCGUGGACGGCAGGGGCAGAGUGAGCGCCAGGUUCGGCAGCUCGCCCAGCAAGUCGGUCCCCACGCAGUCACAGCCCACAGUCCCGGCGCAGCUCGAGAACGUGGAGGAGACCCCCACGCAGGUCAGCCUGGCCCUCCGACUCCCUGAGCACAGUGACAAGGACAUCAGCAACGCCCCGCGGAACUGCUCAGAGAACCCCUGUCAGAACGGAGGCACCUGCGUGCCGGGCGCUGGCACCCACAGCUGCGACUGCGGGCCGGGCUUCAAAGGCAGGCGCUGCGAGCUCGCCUGCAAGAAGGUGCCCCGGCCCUGCACGCGGCUGUUCUCGGAGACAAAGUCCUUUCCGGUCUGGGAGGGAGGCGUCUGCCACCACAUGUACAAGAGAGUCUACAAGGUUCACCAGGACGUCUGCUUCAAAGAGAGCUGUGAGAGCACAAGCCUCAGGAAAGCCCCACACAGGAAACACAGUAAGAGUCAAACACUGGAGAAAUCUUAAGGAUUUAGGACGUUCUUGCUACACUCUACCAACCUCAAGAGUCUCUAAAACCCAGGAAAGACAAGGUCUAAAAAUUGGAUUGAAAAGGACACCCUGAGAGACCGGGUCCUAGCUGGCAUCAGUCCCCUCUGUGACCUCUCUCCUCAAGCCUCAGCGGGCAGACGGCCAGGCUGCGCACUCACUGGCCCACCCUGGGGGACGCCUCGGAGACCGACCACCUACGAGCCCUGUGCUGCAUGUAAGCAGCCCAUGCUACCACCAGGUUGUGGUCGGUGCCCCUGCGUGAGAGAUGGCAGCGUGUCGUCAGCCAGGCCUGGCGAGGUGCCAGUCACACUUCUGCAGCGUUCAGAGACCCGCCCUCAGAUUCCAACGCCAGAGGAAGAAUUGUCCCCUUGAGACCUAACGAACUGAGAAGGAACCGCCACGGGCAGCUGCCACGGACUAGGGCGGAGGGGCUGAGGCGGGGUGAGGCUGGAAGGCAGGCCAGGCUCCCGCACAGCUCACUCUGCUCUGCUCUUGCCGUUCCUUAUGCUCACUGUCCCACAGGCCUAGGACCCAUGACGGGGACUCGUGCAUUUUGAAAGAGGAAAUGUUAACGAAGACUGAGGUGGAAUUUAGACGCUUCCAGUCUGCAGCAGGGCUGGCAGACUUUCUUUGUAAAAGGCCAGACAGUAAAUAGUUUUGGCUUUGCAGACCACAGGUCCUGGGGGCAACUGCUCAGCUUUGCCACGGUAGCACAGACAUAGCCACAGACGGGGAACUGCGUGGGCAUAGCCGUAUUCUAAUAAAACUUUAUUUACAAAAAUGAGGGGUGGCCAAACUGGCCCAUGGGCCAUGGCUGGCAAACCCCUGGUCCACGACAUCACCCACGCUCCGGUCUUAUGCUAAGGACGCUAUCCCCUGGAUGACAGGUCACCACCACGGCACUGAAGACCCCUGAAUUUUCAUGGAGAAAAGCUAUCCAGACCCCUACUUGGAAAGCCAAGGCACACAGCCACGAGGCAGCAGACUCCUCCUCACACGUCUCGGUGUAACAGAGAUGGGCGCUCGGGGUGGGCUGGACAGUGUUCAAGGUUCCUUUUAGUGCACGACUUGAGCAAUGCUGUUUUAGGCACCAGGCAGCAAACAGUCUCAGGUGUUCCCAUCCUCACAAGCAGAACACCGCAUCAUUGUACCACAUCUGCUUUCCAGCAUGCUCUGAGCAGCUGUCUUCUCCCUGCACGUAAGGUCAAAACCAAAGAAGCCAAUCCCACCUCUUCCUGUGUCGAGUCUCGUAACAGCUGGCCCCACUGGAAAUCAAGGACCCUGUCAGCAUUCCAGCCACAACGAGGGCCUCCUUCCCUUCCUCUUUUAUAAA
Messenger RNA from Microcebus murinus (gray mouse lemur), 6772 nucleotides. The record is from RefSeq and is a predicted model, not a curated record. Lineage: Eukaryota; Metazoa; Chordata; Mammalia; Primates; Cheirogaleidae.